This is a messenger RNA of Penicillium olsonii, 1086 nucleotides long. The record is from the annotation of a GenBank genome assembly. Lineage: Eukaryota; Fungi; Ascomycota; Eurotiomycetes; Eurotiales; Aspergillaceae.
AUGGAUAACUACCAGAAAAUUGAGAAGAUCGGUGAAGGUAUGUGGUCUUGUGACGUUUGUUUACUUGUGUGCUCCGCGGCCCAACUAACGCGCCAAUCCUUAUCAGGUACAUACGGUGUGGUCUACAAGGCCAAGGAGCUCACCCACCCCAACCGAAUCGUUGCCUUGAAGAAAAUCCGUCUGGAGGCCGAAGAUGAAGGCGUCCCCAGUACCGCCAUUCGCGAGAUCUCGCUCCUAAAAGAAAUGCAGGACCCCAACAUUGUCCAAUUGCUGAACAUUGUCCACGCCGACGGUCACAAACUCUACCUCGUCUUUGAGUUCCUCGAUCUCGAUCUAAAAAAAUACAUGGAGGCUCUGCCUGUCAGUGAUGGUGGACGAGGCAAACCUUUGCCCGAUGGUUUCAAGGCCGGUGCUACCCUCGGCCUGGGUGAUGCCAUGGUCAAGAAGUUUAUGGCUCAGCUGGUUGAAGGCAUCCGCUACUGCCAUAGCCACCGAAUUCUGCACCGUGAUCUGAAGCCUCAGAACCUUCUGAUUGACCGUGAGGGCAACCUUAAAUUGGCCGAUUUCGGUCUGGCUAGAGCAUUCGGUGUUCCCCUUCGUACAUACACGCAUGAGGUACGUAUCGAAGAUCUGACGCCAAGGAUCCCGCUAAUCUAUAUGCAGGUUGUGACUUUGUGGUACCGGUCCCCGGAAAUUCUCCUGGGUGGGCGUCAGUAUUCUACUGGUGUUGAUAUGUGGUCCGUGGGUGCUAUUUUCGCUGAAAUGUGCACUCGCAAGCCUUUGUUCCCUGGUGACUCUGAAAUCGACGAGAUUUUCAAGAUCUUCCGCAUCCUUGGCACCCCCGAUGAAGAGACUUGGCCUGGUGUGACCUCAUUCCCCGACUACAAGGCGACUUUCCCCAAGUGGAAGCGCCCCAACGUGGAGAUUGUUCCUGGACUGGAAGACGCAGGAUGUCAGCUCUUGGAAUCACUCCUCGAGUAUGACCCUGCACACCGACUCUCCGCCAAGCAAGCCUGUUCUCACCCGUAUUUCCGCAACGGCAGCGCAUACUACUCCGGCCGUGCUCCCAGCAACGGAUACCACUGA